CUCAACGGAUCUUCUGGUGCAACAACCAGUAAACCCCCUGGAGCUUUCCCAGCCGAGAUGAACGCAGGGCGAGCUAACUUUUUCGCAAUAGACUUUACGUCGCGUGCAUUACCCCAGUUGUCGAGGCUCGUCAUAUCAACGAUGAUGCUUAGCAUCUCCUUGUGUAGUGAUGACGAUGGAUCAGACAGCCCUUGGACGACAACCUUUGACCCGCGCAGCUCCUUGUCAAGCAGGUCGAGGCAUCGGGAUGACGACAUAUUAGGCAGAAUGAAAUCCUCAGAAAAUCGACUGGAAAGACCGGGGUUCGCGCCCAAAAGUUGAUUCAUCUCCUUCUCGUAUCCUGCUAGGAUGAUGACCAUCUUACCCAUGAACUUCUCGUUGGUCAUCAGCCCUACGAUUUCGUCGAUGGCUUCCUGCGCAAAAUGUCCUUGGCUGAGGUGAUAGGCUUCAUCUACAAAGAGGACUUUGCCGAUGGCCUUCUCGAAAAGUUUCUUCGUCUUGGGACCCGUUUGGCCAACAUACUCGCCAACGAGAUCCGACGCAGAACACUCUACCAGGCGAGGGGCGCAUGAUGGGGUAGCUGGAGCCAAAAAACUCAUCGCAGACGCCAUGGCGGUGGGAGGAGGCGCUAUCUUUAUCGACGAAGCAUACCAACUUGUUAGCGAACACCAGCACACAGGAGGUCAGGCGCUGGAUUUUCUUCUCGCCGAGAUGGAGAACCAAGUGGGUACUCUGGUCUUCAUUCUCGCGGGAUACAGCAAGCAGAUGGAGAAGUUCUUCGAACACAACCCUGGCCUUCCGAGUCGUGUUCCGUACUCCCUCAAGUUCGCAGACUAUACUGACGCGGAGCUUCUGACGAUGCUGGAAGCGCUCGUGGAGAAACGAUAUUCAGGCCAGAUGAAGGUGGAAGACGGCAUCAGGGGCUUAUAUGCUCGAAUUGCAGUGCGUCGACUUGGACGCGGUCGCGGUCGUGAGGGCUUCGGAAAUGCUCGGGCAUUACAGAACAUGUUUUCCAGGGUCGCCCAGAGACUAGCUGAACGACUUCAGAACGAACGCAAACAGGGAUGGCCCACUGACGAUUUUUUUAUCUUCAAAGAGGACUUUAUCGGUCCUGACCCAUCCCAGGUCCUUCCGCAAUGCGCUCCUUGGGAGAAGCUACAGAAAAUGAUAGGUCUCGAUUCCGUGAAAGACUCUGUCCGUAAUUUCUUCGACAUCGUCGACACGAACUAUCAUCGAGAGCUUCAAGAGAAAGAGCCCCUUGCGAUGUCUCUGAACCGCGUCUUUCUUGGCUCACUGGGAACCGGCAAAACGACAGUUGCGAAACUCUACGGACAGAUACUCACAGAACUAGGGCUUUUGAGCAACGGUGAAGUCGUGGUCAAGAAUCCGUCUGAUUUUGUGGGCGCGUACCUUGGCCAUACGGAGAAGAACACCAAAGCUAUCUUGGACAGUACCGUUGGUAAAGUUCUAGUUAUAGAUGAGGCGUACAUGCUAUACAGCAAAAAUUCUGGACACCAGGACUCGUUUAAAACGACCGUAAUUGAUACCUUGGUCGCGGAGAUUCAAAGCGUACCCGGAGAAGAUCGCUGUGUUUUGCUAUUGGGAUACAAAGAACAGAUGGAAGAUAUGUUCCAGAACGUGAACCCCGGGCUCGCUCGCAGAUUUGCCAUUGAAAACGCAUUCACCUUCGAGGACUUCACUGAGUCCCAACUUCGGGAGAUCUUGGACUUCAAACUGAAGGAUCAGGACCUCGGAGCCACAGACUCAGCGAAACAGGUUGCCAGCGAUCUUCUGAACAGAGCCAAGAACCGUCCUAACUUUGGAAAUGCCGGCGAGGUAGAGAACAUGCUCGGUCUGGCUAAAGCCCGCUAUCAAAAGCGUCAAGCGUCAGUGCCUCCUGAUCAACGUUCCGACGUGAUCUUCGAGGCUGAGGAUUUUGACCCGGAUUGGGAACGUGAUCGCAACUCUGCAGCUAAUCUCACGAAACUCUUCGAGGAUCUUGUUGGUUGCGACGACAUCGUGAAAAAACUAGGCGACUAUCAGAAAAUUGCUCGUGCGAUGAAGUCCUCUGGUGUGGAUAUGCGCAAACAAAUCCCAACGAGUUUCAUUUUCAAAGGACCUCCAGGCACUGGGAAAACGACCAUCGCGAGGAAGUUUGGUCAAGUGUAUUAUGACACGGGAUUCCUUUCUUCAUCCGACCUGAUCGAGUGCUCAGCCUCCGACCUCGUGGGGCAGUACGUAGGUCACACUGGUCCAAAGACGAAGAAACUUUUCGAGAAGGCCCUGGGCAAAGUGCUUUUCGUGGACGAAGCAUACCGGCUUAGUAACGGGCACUUUGCGCAAGAAGCCAUUGAUGAGGUCGUCGGCCUCAUGACCAACGAGAAGUUCAUGAACAAGAUGGUCAUCGUUUUUGCAGGCUACGAGAAAGAAAUGAACGCUCUGUUGAGCGUCAAUCCUGGCCUCGCCAGUCGUUUCUCGGAGGAAAUCACUCUGACCAACAUGACGGCGGCUAAGUGUCUUCAAGUACUCGACAAGGAAUUACAGAAGACGCAGAUCAUCCUGUCCGAGCUAGCCGAUACCUCUUCUUCUGCUUACUCCGAGAUGGAGAGUAUCAUCGACCGAAUGUCACGCUUGUCCAACUGGGGGAACGCCCGUGAUGUCAAGACCAUUGCCCAGAGGCUCACCCAUCACGCAUUCAAUGCUUUGGCAAAUACUCCUGGAAGUGCACCGUCGCUCACCGCAGAUGAGGCAAUAGCCGUCAUGAAGGAUCUGCUCAAUCAGCAACGCCAGCGGCUCAAUAUUCCACGCAUAGCCACUUCACCCCCAUCAAGUAUACCACCGAUGGCAUCUUCCAGCAAUUCCGCUCCUCCUCCACCCCCUUCCCAAUCAGGGUCUUCUUCCGCAACCAAUAAAUCUCGGCCACCUAAGCCACCUUCUCAGAACAGCUCUUCAUCCAAGCGGGCGCCGCCGAAGCCUCCUCCGCCAUCAGGGCCGCCCUCUACACCCAGCAGACCCCGCCCACCUAAUAAGCCACCUUCACAAGGUAGUGCAUCAUCCAGCAAAAAAUACCCGCCGCCGCCGUCUGCUCCCUCGUCGGCUGCAAACAUCACCCCGAAAUUCACUCCUCGUCGCCCGAAGCCGCCCAAAAAUUCCCAACAGGGGUCGCCUGCACCGUCCAGUUCUGGAAGUCUGCCUCCUCCCUCUAUUUCAGGAUCCCAAAGCAGUGCCCCACCGACUCCAGAUCCGCGAGGGAAAGCGAAGCGGUUACCAACUCAAAGCACCCAGCCUCGGUCUGCCAAUGGUGUUCAGCGCGACCCAGGAAUCGCCGAUGCUAUCUGGAGGCGAUUAGAGGCAGAUAAAGCUGCAGCACUAGAGGCUCAAAGGAAAGCAAUUGAGGAGGUAAAGAGGCGUGAAGCUGAAUUGAGUAGUGCUGCUGCAAUGCAGCGAGCUGCGGAGGCUGCAGGUCGGGCUCUUGCUGAGCAGAUUCAGAGGGCACGAGACCAGGCUGAGCAAGAAGAACUCAUGCGCCAGAAGGAAGCGAUUCAACGUCGAGCGGCAGAGAUGCAGGCAGCAAUGGAGAGAGCUGCUGCCGCACUCGUCCGAAUGCGUCAGGAGCAAGAGAGGAAGAAACGCGAAGAAGAGAGAAUACAGCAGAAGUUGAGGAACCUCGGCGUCUGCGUACAAGGCUAUGCAUGGAUCAAACAAGCAUCAGGGUACCGUUGCGCGGGUGGCUAUCAUUUUAUUUCCGACUCCCAGCUGCGCUAGUUCUGCGCACAUCAUCCAGGUUUGAUUGACGAGACACGACCAUGUUGAGCAUGUGCUGGUUUGGAAGUCAACGUUAGCUGGCAUUCUUCUGAACUCUUUUUCUUACAUCUUUUUGCUCUGUUCGUGCGCUCUUGCAGAUGCUGUAGUAUGCGUAUUUCAAAGUUUCUGUAUUCAAUAUCCUGAGGUAGAUUUACUUGUCGAACGCCACAGACUGAGUGAAUUCGAAAUAUAAAUUGACCGGUGCUCUUUGCAUACCAUUGUAAGCCC
Molecule: messenger RNA, 4032 nt
Organism: Suillus paluster
Lineage: Eukaryota; Fungi; Basidiomycota; Agaricomycetes; Boletales; Suillaceae
Product: cbbX-like protein
Exons: 5
Coding region: 472-3765 (1097 amino acids)
Molecular function (GO): ATP binding; ATP hydrolysis activity
Source: RefSeq, a predicted model, not a curated record